CUCCAUUUUGCGCCUCUCCUCGCAGCCGGAAGUGAAGGCGCUCGCGACGCGGAUUCGAGCGGGAACGCACCUGUAACCAUGACAACCGUGCUCCACGUGGUUCCCCCUAGCAACGGAUUGUUUUGGUCACCUGAGAGCAGCAGUAACGACAAGCCAGAGAAGCUGAAGAAUUUUCUAAAGAGCAAAACUACAGACAGUGCCGGCUUUGCUAGCUAUCUGACUAGCCAAUAGACUUGAUGGAAAAAGUCUGAAAUGGGAACAAGUGCCUCCGUUCCACAGUCUGAUCCAGCGUCGGAGAAAGGGCUGAAACGGCACACUUGUGUGCAGCAAACUCAGGACACAGACACUACGGCUCUUUUCGGAGCAUCUUUGCAGCACUUGAGAGAAGAAGGGCGUCUGCAGCAUGGAGUCCCUCUGGUACUCAAGAGCAUGGUGGAUUUUUUAGAGAAAUAUGGUCUUCAACAGACUGGCGUGUUCAGGGUGUGUGGCUCUGCAAAAUGCUGCAAGACAUUGCGUGAGUGUCUGGACCGUGGAGAGAGUGUGGAUCUGGAGAGAGCGGACGUGCCAACCGUUGCCACUCUGCUCAAGCUGUACCUCAGGGAAAUUCCAGGUGGACUCAUACCACACAUACACAGUAUGUGCAUGCAGCAAGCGCUAAAAGAUGCUAAAGAGGGAACGGAGCUGGUUGAGUCACUGAAGGAAAUCCUGCAUCGUCUCCCUGAUGACAAUUACAACCUUCUGUCAUACCUUCUUUACUUCCUGUCUCAAGUCGCCACCCACAGUCAGUGGAAUCACAUGACCUCAGAGAACUUGGCCAAAGUGUUCGGGCCUUGUAUUUUUCGUGUCCCCGAGAGCCCGAGGAUGCUGGAGGAGCAGACCAUGUGCAACACGCUCACACUGCAUCUACUGGAGAAACACACACAACUGAUUCCAAACACACAUGAUAGCUGCACAGGUUGCACACACGUAUGCAACAAUAACCAUACACACACCACACAGAGCACGGAAUCCAUGUUGUCUCCUACUCAUCUACAGCAGGAGCAAUCUUGUACCUCAGAAAAGGAGUGUGAUCACAGUGUAGGUGUGGCUAAUGAAACAAGUGCCCUCACACCAACCUCAGCAGAUCCACUUUCCUACAGGAGGACCCACUCCAAAGAGCAGCUACUCCAACAUCGAAACACACUCCGAAACCACCAUCGAGACGUAUUGCAAACUCAAGACACACACAUACAGGAAUCCACGCAGUCUAACACUUUCUGAGUUGUGAUACACAAACUGAUAGACGAAGCUCACACCCAGAGCCUGGGAGCUCACACACAUACGGUAGCAACAUACAAACCGAAGCCAAAUAUGAAUCUCCAAAUUCACACACACUACAAGGCUGGAGGAGGAGGCCAACUCAUCAACUAGUCAUUAUAUUACAGCUCCUCCUACUUUCUCAACAAGACUCCGCCUCCUGUGCAGUCACCAGCCAAUCCUGUGUCUUGUAGGAAUGACCUCUCUUUUAGUUUGUUCAAUUUGUGUGGUAACUGGGAUGCUGAGAUUUAGGUUUACUAGGAUCUUAGUUUCGCUCUGUGUGUGUGUGUGUGUGUGUGUGUGUGUGUGUGUGUGUGUGUGUGUGUGUGUGUGUUUUAGCAGAGAGGUUGAUGCAGAUUGUUCCAAUGAGACAUCGACCUCUCAGUUGUGUUGCUCGAGGGAGCAAUCAGAAGCUUGGAAGAAUCCUUCGAUCAUAUCCACAACUACAAGAAGUACACAUAGAGAGGACCAUCUCAUCAUGGCGGAGGAAUAUGACCGCUACUACGACGAGCUUUGAAGGACAGACUGAGGCUGCUGAAAGAGGUGCUGGGGAAUAAACACAACCUCUAAGUAGCCACAGACAGAAUUACCAACUGACACACACACACACACACACAUUCGAUCUCGUGUACCGUCUGUUGAGCCUCAUGGGUGGAAAUUAGUAGGCGUGUAGGGACAGGGUGUAUACGUGCCACUCGUAUGAGCAAUGGUGCAUUUAUUUUUGUUAACAGGAACUCAAAAAAGCAGCGGAUUUUUUAAUAUGGAAUUGAAAUGAUUACGUAAUUGUGGCCAACUAGAAAGUAAACGUCCACCUCAUGCACUUGCGUAUUAAAAAAGAGCAUUUUAUAUUCGGCUGCUGGGCUUCUAGUCUAGAUGCUGUCAUUUCACAGUGAGAGAAGAAGAGCGAGAGAAAUGAAAGGGGGAUACGAUGCUCUUCCCAGCUGACGGACGAUCAUUUGAAUUUGAUUAAAAGCUGCGUUUGAGUUCCUUUCUACGAGUGUCCUUGGUUUUACCUUCUGCUUCAAACGCUAUAAUCUUUGGGCGUUUUUAUGCUUGCUGUGGUGGACAUAUAAAUAAGAACGUGCUGUAAAAAAAAUGUUGGGACUUUUUUUUAGAUUUAUUUAUCGAAUGCUUUUUUUUUUUUGUUUUUUGUUUUUUUUACAUUAAAGUGAGGGUGUAAAGGAUUUAACACAGCAACGCUUUCCCAGUAGGAGUACAGUUGACAAUCUUGCCUGUUUCUUGUGGAGAAUUAUGGGUAAUAUUCUUUGCACUGGCCCAUCUUAUUAAAGCACUGUCAUUUUUUCAUUUAACAUUUUCUAAUUUUUUAUUGAACAGAAAACGUCUCUAGAGUUUGUUCUGCUUAGAAUCGAUUUUGUUGUACUUUUUGCGAGACGAUGCUUCAACAUAAGUUUCCGAUACGAUCUGACUAGUUUGCAUCGAUAUUUAUGUUCUAUUGUCAGGUUCCAAAACUUGAUGGAUCCAUUUUGUACAUUAAGUAAAGCGUGUUUUUUUCUCUUUCAUCUGAUGUCCUUUGACAUACAGGAGCACAGUUUCGAGGGUACGAGACCGCAAACGUAAAACUUCACUUGAACAUCCAGCACAACAUAACAUCUCUGACACAUACACAGACUCUAUUGUACAAAUACACAUGCUGCUGUUUUUUUAAAAAAAAAAAAAAAAGAAUUUUAAAAAAUACAUAAAUGUGAGGACUGGCAAGAGGACAAAUGCAAUGAUUACUGCUUAAAAAUGAACCAGUCUCUAAAAAAAGUCAUUAAAUAAUUCGAUGCUUGAAAUAGUAAACACGUCUUGGGAAAGAAAAAAGUGGGCUUGGAUGUUCGAAGACAUUUUCUUUUUUCGAGAUUCUCCCACACGAGGCAAAAUCAGUGUUUCAGAUCCAACAGGAGUUAAGCCCUGGAGUAACAGUCACUGCUGAUUGUUUUUUCCAUCUUCGUUCUGAAUUCUCAGCAGUGUUGAUGUGUAAAUAGGAAUGGGGAUCUUUCUUUGUUUUUUGGGGGUUUAAAGGAAUAUUCCAAUGUUUUUUAUUCUGAUCCAAUCCACUGCAUGUGUAGUGAACAGUAUGGGAGACUUGUUGAGACUUUUUAAAAUUCAUUGUAAAAGCUGUGAUGAAAGACUCAAAGCAGUGGCCCCCAACCUUGGCGGAUAAAUACAACAAAAUAAAAUGAUACGACCGGCAUAAAAACUGGUAUUUUCUAAAUAUAAUAAUAAACAUGAAUCCACUGUGUUGUUUUUGUUCAUUUUGCUCACUUGGGGGUUUAAA
Messenger RNA from Silurus meridionalis, 3574 nucleotides. RefSeq names its product protein FAM13A-like. Bases 253 to 1260 code for a protein of 335 amino acids. The record is from RefSeq and is a predicted model, not a curated record. Lineage: Eukaryota; Metazoa; Chordata; Actinopteri; Siluriformes; Siluridae. The transcript has 10 exons. Gene Ontology annotation, biological process: signal transduction.